Molecule: messenger RNA, 2181 nt
Organism: Ogataea parapolymorpha DL-1
Lineage: Eukaryota; Fungi; Ascomycota; Pichiomycetes; Pichiales; Pichiaceae
Product: Ferric reductase
Exons: 1
Coding region: 1-2181 (726 amino acids)
Biological process (GO): intracellular iron ion homeostasis; copper ion import; iron ion transport
Cellular component (GO): plasma membrane
Molecular function (GO): ferric-chelate reductase activity
Source: RefSeq, a predicted model, not a curated record
AUGAGACAAAUUCUCGGGCUUGUGAUCUGCUUGAUCGCCCCAGGAGGAUUGGCACUCAGUCAGAAGGAGUCCCCCUUCUUCUCCUGUAUAUCGCAGUCUCAAAGCUUACCGUUUGACUUCGUGCCACCACCAGGUGCAAAUGAAUUUUUUAGCCCCCAUUGCCAGUACGAGCCUGCCUUGGGCACUCUGUUGAUCUGUUUCCAUGAUCUGACCUCCAACCAGACUAAACAGGAUCAGCUUUUACAGGAUUCUUAUGGCGUCAUAGCGGAUUACUGCGGUCGACUCGGAGGAGCCAAUCUGGACGUACAAACAUUCGAAAGGAGGUAUCAGAACGCAACAAAGUACGUCCUUUCUGAAAACGAGGCUCGGUCGCAUAAUCUCAGCACGCCAAUCCGUUCUCCUGUGCGUCUAAACCUCACCACAGUGUUGACGUACGCGGACUCGUUUUCGCUGUUUGCAGGAAACUUUGCUUGGGCAUAUGAUUUUUCCACCAUAAUGUGCAUGUUUUGGGUGGUGACCUUAGGCUUGAUCGGAAUUUUCAACCAUUUCAAACACUUUCGAUGGAACAACAAGCUUAAAGGAGGCAUACUCGACACCUUUAGGGGUUACAUCGCUUUGCCCACGCUGAAUGGCAAGCAUUUCCAGCCAUGGAAUAUGUUCGGGUCUCUUGGCGAAUGGGCCCCCUUCAAGCUCUUUGACAGCUUGAUCCCAACCACACAGGAAUCCAUCAUUGUCUUCCUGUAUUGCAUCAUGGUCAUAAUAUCGUCUUCUGUCGGCUACACACUGCAAGAUCAAAGUGCUCUUUUGGGAGCAAAAGAUUUACAGUAUUAUAGAUACGUUGCCGAUAGAACAGGCAUUCUCGCCUUCGCACAGUUGCCUGCCCUAUUUUUGUUCGGGGGCAGAAACAACAUUCUCAUUAAUUUAACCGGAUUGCAGUUCAACACAUUCAUUAUCUUUCACAAGUGGAUCUCAAGGGCAAUGGUGAUUUUGGCUGCGUUGCACGCCUAUGCGUUUAGAGAGUACACAAUUAUUCGCGGCCACUACGAGAAAGUCUCACAGGAGACGCUCUGGUUCUUUGGUCGUCGAGCAUUAGAGGCUGGCAUCCUCAUUAUCCUGCAAGCCAUUUAUUUCUUCCGCAGCCGGUGGUACGAACUGUUUCUGGCUGUACACAUUAUUUUGGCCCUGAUUUUCAUUGUGGGGGCAUAUUUCCAUUGCAAAAGUAUCGGAUACCUGGAAUGGACUUAUGCCAGCAUGGGAGUGUGGGCGCUUGACAGGGUUUGGAGACUCAUGAAGAUUUACAGAUUUGGUAUUCCAAAGGCCACUUUCAAGCUCCAUUUUGAGACCAUUGUGAUCAGCAUUCCAAAGCCUGACCACUGGAAACCAUACCCGGGCUGUUUUGUCUAUCUAUACAUUCUCUCACCUUCUGUCUCUUGGAAAUUAUGGGAAAGCCAUCCGUUCACUAUUUAUUCUGUUGGGAAUGAAGUGCGGAUUUAUAUUAAAAAGAAAGACGGAAUGACGCAGAAACUGUACGAUUAUUUGCUGGCAGCUGGUGAGUCGCAGUUGCGGGUCGCUGUCGAAGGCCCUUACGGGCAUGCCUCGAGCCUCGAGAGCUACGAUAAUAUUCUCCUUCUUGCAGGAGGUAAUGGUGUUCCGGGCCCAUACUACCAUUGCAUGCAUCAUCUGGAACAAGCCCAAUCCAAAGGUUGGCGGAAAAAGAUACAUUUUGUCUGGAUAUCUCCAUAUUUUACAGCUCUCAGAUGGUUUGGCCGCGAACUAUUGGACCUCCAGACAAAAGAUCAACAUAAUUAUGUGUCAAAAGAUAUCUAUCUCACCAGAGAAAAUAAAUUGGUGCAGAAGACAUCGAGCGAUACAAAACCGACAAACUCCAGAACUCCAUUAAUAUCAAUUAGCAGCGAGGAGCUAAUGGCACGCGUCAUGGGCCAGCUAUCAGAAGAGCAUCUUGCUGACUACAACGUCCACAAGAUGAGGCCCGAUGUUUCCAAGCUUAUUUCUUCAGUUCUGGAGGAGGCAGAGGUGGAGGGCCACCGGAACGGUCUUGCUAUUGUUGUUUGCGGCUCAGACAUUCUGGUGGACACCAUACGGGAUGUUGUGGCGCAUAAGGUUGGCACCUCAGGCAAGGAGAUGCGCAUAGACCUGUUUGAGGAGCUUCAAGUAUGGUAG